AUGCCUGAGAAUCAUUGGCUCGCACCUCAUGGAGAAUCGGUGGCUCUCCCCUCUUCGAGAAUCGGUGGCUAUCUUCGACGAAUCUCGGUGACUCUCUUCGACGAAUCUCGGUGGCUCUCGUCUAAGAAUCCCGGUGGCUAUCCUCGACGGAGUCAAUCGGUGGCUCUCCCGUCGUUGCGAAUCGGCGGUUGUUGCAGACGUAGAGAACGCCGCACAUGGACGCCUAGAGAUGACAUUGUCCUCAUAAGCGCAUGGCUCAACACAAGUAAAGACCCGGUGGUUGGAAAUGAGCAGUGUUCAGGUGAUUUAUGGAAGCGAGUUGGAGCCUACUUCGCGGCAAGCCUGAAGGUUGCAGGCUGCGAACGGAGAGAGCCUGGCCACUGCAAGCAACGUUGGCAGAAGAUAAACGAAGGGGUCUCCAAGUUUUGUGGAGCUUACGAGGCUGCAAAGAGAGAGAAAACAAGUGGACAAAAUGACAAUGACGUUCUGAAGAAAGCACAUGAGAUCUUCUACACGAACCAUAAGAAGAAGUUCAGCCUCGAGCAUGCGUUUAUGGAGCUGCGUCACGACCAGAAAUGGUGUGAUCUUUCAAGCUCUAAAACCGAAGGAAGCUCAAGGAAGAGGAAGUAUGAGGACGGUGCACAAUCUUCAACCUCUCACUCUACUGAAGCUAACACGUCUGAAGCUGAUGAAGCAAGCAAUCAACCACCGGGUGUGAAGGCGGCUAAGGCGCGGGGUAAGAAGACGACGUCUGAUGAGAUACCUCUGUCUAAGUUUCAGACUAUGUGGUCCAUUAAACAACAGGAUCUUGUUGUCAAAGAAAGGCUAUCCAAGAUGUUUCUGCUUGAUAGUCUUAUUGGAAAAGAAGGACCACUAACUGACUCUAAGGAAGCUCUGAAGAAGAAGCUGAUCACUGACUUGUUGUCUGUUUGA
Brassica napus (rape) is the source of this 933-nucleotide messenger RNA. RefSeq names its product glutathione S-transferase T3-like. NCBI's taxonomy places the organism in Eukaryota, Viridiplantae, Streptophyta, Magnoliopsida, Brassicales, Brassicaceae. The coding region runs from base 1 to 933 and encodes 310 amino acids. The transcript is spliced from 2 exons. The record is from RefSeq and is a predicted model, not a curated record.